GGUUUUCUGUGCUGGUGUACCUCUCCUAAUAUAAUCUGUGAUUCUAGCAUCUGUCCUUAGUGUUUUCUAGAUCAUAGUUGUUUGCGUUAAAGGUUGCUAGUCCGUGUGCGGCAAGAUUUAUUUUUUUCGUCAAGAUGGUGUUGGAGAGUACUAUGAUAUGUGUCGACAACAGCGAUUAUAUGCGAAAUGGGGAUUUUCUUCCGACGAGAUUACAAGCACAACAAGACGCUGUCAAUCUUGUAUGUCAUUCCAAGACAAGAUCAAAUCCAGAGAAUAAUGUUGGUCUUUUGACUUUAGCCAAUGUUGAAGUGCUGGCAACCUUGACAUCUGAUGUAGGCAGAAUUCUGUCAAAGCUCCACCAGGUUCAGCCACAGGGUAAUAUCAAUCUUCUGACUGGCAUUCGUAUUGCUCAUUUGGCAUUAAAGCAUCGCCAGGGUAAGAACCACAAAAUGCGUAUCGUUGCUUUUGUUGGAAGUCCAGUUGAGACUGAGGAGAAGGAGCUUGUAAAACUGGCAAAGAGACUCAAGAAGGAGAAGGUGAAUGUUGACAUUGUGAGCUUUGGUGAGGAGGUGAGUCCUCAGGUAUCAAACAAUGAACUACUCACAGCAUUUAUCAAUACUUUGAACGGCAAGGAUGGAGCUGGUAGUCACCUAGUAUCAGUACCUCCAGGGCCUCACCUGUCUGAUGCACUUAUCUCAUCUCCUGUUAUUCAGGGCGAGGAUGGAAUGGGAGGAGCUGGACUCGGUGGGUCUGGAUUUGAGUUUGGGGUUGAUCCAAAUGAAGAUCCGGAACUUGCACUGGCUCUCCGAGUGUCGAUGGAAGAGCAGAGACAGCGGCAGGAGGAAGAAGCUAGACGUGCUCAAGUGGCAUCAGCUGCAGAUGGAAGCACCCCAGCCCCAACUCCCGUUAAGGAAGCUCCAAAUGAAGAAGCCAUGCUGGAACGUGCUCUGGCCAUGUCACUUGAAGGUGGAGAAGAGGAGCAGAGCACACCAGCUGUUCCUGAUUUUGCUCACAUGACUGAGGAAGAACAGAUUGCUUUUGCCAUGCAGAUGUCUAUGCAAGAUGCUCAAGAUCAGGCUGGAGGAAAAGAUGACACAGCAGUGAAGAAGGAAGUUCAGAAAGCAAAAGAAAUUCCAAUGGAAGUAGAGGGAGAUGAAGAUUAUUCUGAAGUGAUGAACGAUCCUGAAUUCCUGCAGAGUGUGCUGGAGAACCUGCCCGGUGUAGAUCCUCAGAGCGAGGCAGUCCGUCAAGCUGUCGGUAGUUUAUCUAAGGAAAAGAAAGAUCGCAAAGAUGAAGAUAAAGAUAAAAGCAGCAGGAAGUGAUACUUACAUGAAAAAUGUGGGAGAUAUUCCUGUUACAAGAUGUUUCCAUAAAUUAUUUGUCUCUCCAGUCAGCCAAAAUGUCAAAUUAUAUUUUUCAGAUUCUGUAGUAUGAGCAUGUGUUUAUUUGUAGCAUUUGCUUCUCCCUGCUAUUAGCCAACAUUGUUUAUUUUAUUUCUUCUGCCAUCCAAAUUUUAGCCAUGAGAGAUUGCAGCUAACUUGUAGAACUCAUGUAUAUUGGUAGAACUUGGUUGAUACAAAUAUUUUGUACCACUGGCGAAGAGUAUGUUUUUCAGGGUAUGCGAGAAGUGAUGAAAUAAAUGAAAAGAAGUACCGUACUGGUUUAAUUUUGAAUUGUCUUACAAGGCUUCUUUCAUAUAAUGAAUUUCAUUAAUAUUCUUUUUUACUGACGAUAGUUUGUGUAAAACGAAGUGGUAACAUAAAUUUUGAAUUGUGAACAGUGAAUUAAACAAUUAUGAAAUGUGCCUGUUACUUUCAUCGCAUUCAUCUGUCUGUCUGCUUGGUGAAUAAUACUGGUUAUGAUGAAACUUGGUAAAUGUAUUGAAAGAAUUUUGAUUUUGGUUUAGUUUUUUUCAUUAUAAAGACCCCUCUACUAAGAGCACUUUUAACUUUUAUGGAGUAAUGCACACAGUUUAAAUUGUAUUUAUUUAUGCAGAAACAUUCAAUAUUUAGUACAAAUGUUCACUCAGUUACAUUGAUAAAGAGCAUAUAUGGAAAUAUUACAAAUCAAUUAAUUAUAAAUUUCAUUCAGUAAUUCUGGUCCUAAGUACUGACUAGCAAAGAGUUUUAUGAUUUGGCAAUGAAUACUUGCAGGUAAUAAUGAAGAAUUAUUUCUUCUUAGUUUUGUCAGCAUAUAAAUAUUGCAGAUUAUAAUGGACAUAUUUCCAAGUCAA
Zootermopsis nevadensis is the source of this 2233-nucleotide messenger RNA. RefSeq names its product regulatory particle non-ATPase 10 (gene Rpn10). Gene Ontology annotation, biological process: proteasome-mediated ubiquitin-dependent protein catabolic process. The record is from RefSeq and is a predicted model, not a curated record. Lineage: Eukaryota; Metazoa; Arthropoda; Insecta; Blattodea; Termopsidae. Gene Ontology annotation, cellular component: nucleus; cytosol; proteasome regulatory particle, base subcomplex. Gene Ontology annotation, molecular function: polyubiquitin modification-dependent protein binding.